AUGAGAGCGAUCAAUGCCGAAUCAACGAUCGAUGCUUUGAAUAAAAUCUUCGUGGUGUGGGGAUAUCCGUUGACCAUACAAAGCGAUAACGGGCCACCUUUUCAAAGCGAUCUAUUCGUAAAGACGUGGCAGAACAGAGGCAUUGCGAUUCAAAAGUCAAUUCCAAUGAGCCCCCAAUCUAAUGGGGCAAUUGAAAGACAAAAUCAGGGCAUAAAAAAAGCUCUGGCUGCCUCCAAAUUGGACAACUGCAACUGGCGAAUUGCACUUGAGAGAUAUGUGCAUAAUCAUAACAAAGUGCGUCCUCUAUCGCGGCUAGGAGUCACGCCAUUUGAAUUGCUUGUCGGGUGGAAGUAUCGGGGAACGUUUCCUUGCCUAUGGGAAGCCAACUCUGACAACAAUCUAGAUCGCGAGGAAAUAAGAGAGAAAGAUGCCUUUUCGAAGCAAGAGAGCAAGAGAUAUACUGAUUCAAGACGAGGAGCUAAGGAAUCGAACCUGACCGUAGGGGACACAGUAGUUCUUGUGCAACAGAAGCGGCUUAAAUCUGAUCCAACUUUCGGCACAGAAAAAUACACGAUUUUGGCCAGAGAUGGCGCCAAACUUGUUGUUCGAAGCGAUCGAGGAGUAGUGUACUCGCGCAAUGUUGAGGAUGCCAAGAGGGCUACUCGGGACACACCCGACGAGACCACGCCGGGUCCAACAGACAAACCGAUGUUAGAUCUUCCAGAUCCCGACGAACCGCUAACAGGUCACACAAGUAACGAUACUUUUAAAGAGCGGCGCAGUAGGUUAUAA
Messenger RNA from Aedes albopictus (Asian tiger mosquito), 792 nucleotides. RefSeq lists its product as uncharacterized. The coding region runs from base 1 to 792 and encodes 263 amino acids. Lineage: Eukaryota; Metazoa; Arthropoda; Insecta; Diptera; Culicidae. The record is from RefSeq and is a predicted model, not a curated record. The transcript has a single exon. Gene Ontology annotation, molecular function: nucleic acid binding. Gene Ontology annotation, biological process: DNA integration.